CUGAGUACGGAUAUAUUUCUUAGGUGACUUGAGCUGGGCAUUGUCCUUUGUUCCAAAAAUCUGUAUGCGCAUUUUCUGUGGACUAGACUUGAGCGCCCCCCUGGCGAAAGUGAGAAAAUACUGUAUUUUUUACAUCAACAUUAGUGGUGACGAACUAUGUUCUUCUUAACCGGCAAUUUUUAACAGCCAUUUUUUCCUCGCGCUUUAGAAGAGGCAUCGAUACAAAUCGCAUAUUAUUCUAGGCAAGGCCUACAUAAAACGCUCGUUUCACUUCGUAUCGUGAAAAUGACAAUGACAGAGGCAAUGUGGGGAAAGGCUUGUUUUGCAACAUACAUCCUCCGUAGCGUUGAGGAUCAGGGCGUCGUGGAAAAAUGAGGACAAACAUUUUACGUCAUCAUCUUGUAAGCAUUCCAUUACCUAUUUUAUGAAUGUUUAUUUUUUGGCAAACCGGCAUAUUUUCCAUGCAUAGUCAUUGAGCCGCACUCGCCUAUACAGUAAAAGACAAAAUGUGCAGCAACAGCGAGAUUGACAGCCGAAAGCCAUCUAAAAUGUCCGACGAGGACUUAUCAUUCUCCAAAAAAUAUAUCGUGGCCCUGUUACGCAAAGAGGAGGCCAACAAGAGGACAGCCCUUAUACAACGAGGACGGUUAAUUAAAGAAGUUAAUAAACAACUACAGAAGCAAUUACUCGAAAUCAGGGAACUCAAAGUGGUCAAUAAUAGGCUUCAGGGGGAGAACCAAGAACUGAGAGAAGUAUGUAGUUUCCUGGACGACGACCGAAUGAAAGUAAAAACACUUUCGCUAGAGUGGCAACUCUUUGGACACCACGCCGCCAAAGUGAUGCGCGAGGACUUGGGUGAUCAUCUGAAGAAGCUGGCUGAUUUGGAACGAGUGCAAGACGGAUUGGUAAAGGAGAAUUUCGAUCUCAAGGAACUGUGUGUUGUUCUGGGGGGUUGUGUCAGCAGAGGUGAUUCUAGUCCUGGUGGGUCGUCCGAGUUGAGUUUACAGUAUUUGGUGGCCCGGGACCUUGGAGACGGAAGUUCCAGCACUGGGAGCAUCGGUAGUCCAGAUCCUCCUCUUCUAGUGUGUUCCCCCGAUGUGAGGGUGUCAACAAACUCCUUCAGGCAAAUAUAAGAGAUGUUGUUAAUCUCACCUCAAGUCACAUAAAAGGGGAAUUAGUCGUUUUUGCUAUGUUAUAGAUGUGUUAUAUCACAGGACAUGUUCUUAUCGCGCACUCAAUAUGGCGGGAGCUGACAAUGGUGUUGAAAUAAGCAACAUACAUCAGAGAUGGCAAUGUUUUCUCUAAAACAGUUUUAUAUUGACCGUUGGUGGGAAUUUGUAUUCUUAUUCUCUUUUAUUAGAUUUCAUCAAACAUGAUCCCUUUUACUUGCAGUUUUGUCAUAUUGAUCUUCACACUAAGUGUUUAUUUUCCCUGCAUUCAAUAAUACUGUACACUUUUCUCUAUGAAUAUCAGACUUAUCUAUCCUAUCCUUUGAACUGGUUAGCCUUUUCUAUGUUGUGUCUGUGCCCCUCAUAGCCUGUCAUCGUAUUUGUAAGAUAAAGACUGGUGUUGAAUUGUCCAAAACUGUAUAGAUCUAAUUGUGAAAACCCUUAUGUUUUUAUCCUGUUUUGAUUAAAAGAUUAUGACAAUGA
This is a messenger RNA of Coregonus clupeaformis (lake whitefish), 1652 nucleotides long. RefSeq names its product coiled-coil domain-containing protein 85B-like. Bases 507 to 1133 code for a protein of 208 amino acids. Lineage: Eukaryota; Metazoa; Chordata; Actinopteri; Salmoniformes; Salmonidae. Gene Ontology annotation, cellular component: nucleus. The record is from RefSeq and is a predicted model, not a curated record. Gene Ontology annotation, biological process: negative regulation of DNA-templated transcription. The transcript is spliced from 2 exons.